Messenger RNA from Trachemys scripta elegans, 4383 nucleotides. RefSeq names its product zinc finger and BTB domain containing 24 (gene ZBTB24). Gene Ontology annotation, biological process: regulation of transcription by RNA polymerase II. The coding region runs from base 323 to 2518 and encodes 731 amino acids. The record is from RefSeq and is a predicted model, not a curated record. The transcript has 8 exons. Gene Ontology annotation, molecular function: DNA-binding transcription factor activity, RNA polymerase II-specific; RNA polymerase II cis-regulatory region sequence-specific DNA binding; protein binding. Gene Ontology annotation, cellular component: nucleus. Lineage: Eukaryota; Metazoa; Chordata; Testudines; Emydidae.
CAGAGGGGGCGGGGCCUGUGCUGCCGGCGCCCGGAGCCUUCUCGCAGCCCGCGCCGAUUAGCUGUUGCUGCUUUAACGGCCGAGAGGGACGUGCGGGCAACUCGACGCCGUGACGUAGGUUCGUGCCCCUCCCAGGGGGAGGAGAGUGUGGCCGGGCCGGGCCGGACCAGGCGCGGACCCUCCCUGAACGCUGCCUGCGGCUGCCGCUGGCUAUGCCUGCAAUAUAGAAUUUUACAAAAAAACAAAAACCACAAAGGUUGCUAUCACUGGCUUAGCAGAACUGGUGUUUAUAUAGGUAACUCUUUUCCUGUUUGCAAUAAAAAUGGCAGAAGCAACUGCUGACCCUCCAGAGAAGCUUAUUGUUAUCCAUUCCAAGGCUCACAGAGAUACCAUUCUAGCUAAUUUUGCGGAACAAAGGAAAAAGAAUUUUCUUUGUGAUAUCACUUUAAUAGUAGAGGAUGUGCACUUCAGAGCCCACAAAGCUUUACUUGCUGCCAGUAGUGAGUACUUUUCAAUGAUGUUUGUAGAUGAGGGAGAGAUAAGCCAGUCAAUUUAUAUGUUGGAGGGAAUGAUUGCAGACACUUUUGGUGCACUACUGGAAUUUAUCUACACAGGUUAUCUCCAAUCCAAUGAAAAAAAUAUGGAACAAAUCUUGGCAACUGCACAACUCCUAAAAGUGAAUGAUUUAGUGUGGGCACAUGCAGAUUAUCAGACCAGCCAUAGCCCAAAUAAUGUAUUACCUCUCACAUCUAGUAGUGGUGCUUCAGUAGUUGUCUUUGCAAAUGACAAGAAAAAUGGCGAUCCACCAAAGCGAAAACGAGGAAGACCAAGAAAAGUCAAGAAUGUUCAAGAGGAAAAAUUUGGGACAACUUCUGUUGAAGAUGUGCAGCUAAGAGAGAACAAUUCAGUGCAAAAUAAACAAAAUUUUAUGAAAAAAGUUGCAGCGGAAGAAACCGUUGUCAGUGAACAAGUUCCAGUAAGGAAAGAAGUGGAAGAAACUGAGCCAGCUUGUGGUUCAGAAGCUGCUGUAGAUCUGUCAGCUGAGAAGGAUGAGAAUUAUGAUCCUAAAUCUCAAGGAAUACAGAGCAAUCAGAGUCGUUAUAGCAAACGUAGGAUACGGAGGUCUAUCAAGCUAAAAGAUUAUAAACUUGUUGGUGAUGAAGAUGUAAAAGUAUUGACAAAGAGAACUGAUAGAAAAAGAAAACGCACAGGUUCUGAAGCUUGUUGUAAAGAAUGUGGCAAAGUGUUUAAAUAUAAUCACUUUUUAGCUAUUCAUCAGAGAAGUCAUACAGGAGAACGCCCUUUUAAAUGCAAUGAAUGUGGUAAAGGCUUUUCCCAGAAGCACUCUCUUCAGGUUCAUGAGCGGAUGCAUACUGGAGAGCGACCAUAUACCUGUACUGUCUGUAGUAAGGCUUUAACAACAAAACAUUCUCUUUUGGAACACAUGAGCCUACACACAGGACAGAAGGCUUUUACAUGUGAUCAGUGUGGGAAGUAUUUUAGCCAAAAGAGACAACUGAAGAGUCAUUACCGAGUGCACACAGGCCAUUCAUUGCCGGAAUGUAACCAGUGUCAUCGCAAAUUCAUGGAUGCAGCUCAGUUAAAGAAACACCUAAGAACACAUACAGGUGAGAAGCCAUUUACUUGUGAAAUCUGUGGCAAGUCAUUCACAGCAAAAAGUUCUCUUCAGACUCACAUCAGAAUCCACAGAGGAGAAAAGCCAUAUUCUUGUGGUAUAUGUGGAAAAUGUUUCUCGGAUUCCAGUGCAAAGAGGAGACACUGUAUCUUACACACAGGCAAAAAGCCUUUCUCCUGCCCAGAGUGUAAUUUGCAGUUUGCACGCUUGGACAAUUUGAAGUCUCAUUUGAAAAUUCACAGCAAAGAAAAACAAUUGCAAGAAUCAAGCAGUGCUCCUAGCAGCAGCAAUAGCUCAGAGGAGGUCAGAAACAUUCUUCAGCUGCAGCAAUAUCAACUGUCCACAUCUGGAGGACAAGAGAUUCAGUUGCUUGUCACAGAUUCAGUACAUAAUAUAAAUUUUAUACCUGGUCAUAAUCAAGGUAUUAGUAUUGUUACUGCUGAGAACUCCCAAAAUAUGACAACAGGCCAGGCUGCUGCUAAUCUUACGCUACUCACUCAGCCACCACAACAGCUGCAGAACUUGCUUCUUGCAGCCCAGCAGGAACAAGUAGAACAAAUCCAAAGUAUCAGUAUGAUGGAGAACCAAAUAGAGACUACACAAUCUGAACAAAUGCAUGUCAUCACUCUUUCAAAGGAAGCACUAGCACAUCUUCAUGCCCAUCAGGGGCAAACUGAAGAACUUCAUCUAGCAGCAGGAGCUCAGCACAUGCAGCUGACCCAAGAACCUAGUCGUCAGUCUCAUACUAACCAAGAUGCAGUCCAGUCCCAUCAAAUUAGUGAAGAACAGAACCAAAAUGUACACAUUUCUGAAUCACAUCCGCAAUCUUUGUCCAUAAACCACCCAUCUCAUGAGCAUCAGAUUCAAGGUCAGGCUUUUUGAAAUACAAGUUAGCGUUGCUUCCUUUUAAAUCCUUGUUUGCCUUCUGGGAACUGGGCUGAAGUGUGCUGUUCGUUCAGGCAAUGACCUAUGCAUAUCACAUUUCACUUGCUGCAGCAGAUUAUCUAUUUGAAGUUGUAUUUAUUGGUGAUCUUGAUGGAUGGCUUUGUUUCCUUUAUUUUAAUCCAUUUAUUUUUAGGGUUUUAUUGCUCUAGAUGUCUGUUGAUCAACAAGCAUGGCUUCUCUGCAGGGGUCAAAAUGACUGUUAUCUGAACUAUAAAUGUCAAGGUAACCAAUAUUUUUUUCACAACAUUGACACCACAUGUCUUAUACUUAAUGAGCUUUCUCUCUCUAGGUAAAUAUAUAAUUUUCAGUGUGACCAUUCCCCUAAGUGCAUUUUAAUUCAUUGAAUACCAAAUUUGCUCCUGCUUUUGAUUGAAAUUGGUGCACUCAUAGACUGGCUCUGGUUCACUGUUUCUGUUUACUGUGUUGUACAAUUCCUGCUCACCAAACAAAUGUUUAAAUCAGUGCACUUAAUAUAGAGGCAAUGAGAUGUAGUGGCUAGAUGGACUACUGGAAAGCUUGAGUGCUAAUCUUGGCGCUGCUACUGACUUGUGUGACCUUGGGCAAGACACUUAACCUCUCAGUGCCUUAGUUUCCUCAUCUAAAAAUGGGGAUAAUGCUUAACCACCUUUGCAAAGCACUUUGAAGAUCUUCUAAUGUAAGGCGCUAUAGAUGUGCAAAGUGUGUGGUUGGGUUUUUUUCCUGACAAAACAGUCUUAGUUUAGGAGCCAGUUUAUAUUUUAAAAUCAUUAUUUUUAUAUUUUGAAAGCAGAAAGUCACAUUACUUUUAAUAAGGUAAUAUUUGUUCUUUGUUGUGACUGAAACAGUGAAUAAAAUCACUCCAGAACAUGAGCUACAAAAUGGCGCAUCUCUUAAUAGAUUUUUAAAAUAGUGCAACUUUUUGUUGACUAGAUUAGAUGUGUGCAGUUUACAUUACUAAUGCCUGACUUCUAGUGGAGAAGUGCUGAAAUAGUAUUGAAAAGACAUCCCAGAAAGAGAAGCUGGGGAAGAGCAUGGCUCUACAGCUUGGGGUUCAGUUACUAAUGAUCUGUUACUUAAUGCACUGGUAUGUAAAAAUCCUGAUAAAAUAUCAUAUGGCCAGCUACAGCAGUUUGAAGGUUGAGGCUGGGGUUAAAAAUGCCAUGUGAUUUAAAUAGGUAUCUCCUAUUUCUAGUUUUAAACAUGACAAAAACCAACUUCUGUCCUUAAUAUUUAUAUUGGAUUUUUUUCAAAGGAAGUUUCCUAUGUAAUUGGCUAUAUGCACCAUUGGCUAGACAGAAAGCCAUUGGUAUGAAAUUUCAUUUCUUGGUGUUUGCUUUGUAUCUGCAAGAUAGCUUUCAGCAAGCUACUGAGAAUGUUACUGUAAUUUGGGUAAAAAGUAUAUCUGUUUCUCCACAGAGCUGUACCAACUUUUAAGUAAGUUGAUGUGAGGAGGGGAGACAAUGGGGGAGGGGAGAAACCAAUUUUAAUUCUAAAAAUGACUCAGCUAUUUAACCUCCAACUGUAAAACUAUUGUGGUGUUUAACCUGAUUCAUUACCUAAAUUCCAUCACAAAAUGGAGAAAUACUGUCUAUAUAUGUAAUGUAGAAAGCCAUUAACAAAAGAGAAAUAGAAUAUAAUGUAACUGUAAUCCAGAAGCUAAAGAUUUUGAUGUUGCAAGAACCUAAAAGUUUAAUUUUAUUUUUUCAUCUGUUUUGUCUGGGGAAAAUAUUAUUUAACAUUUAAAUAAUCUUUACAUAGUAAAAUAGUUGUGCUUGUUAUACCAUUGCAAAAUAAAAUUUGAGUCUUAAAUAUUGCAGCAUAUA